Messenger RNA from Aspergillus nomiae NRRL 13137, 1134 nucleotides. Its product is annotated as putative MFS monocarboxylate transporter. Gene Ontology annotation, biological process: transmembrane transport. The transcript has 2 exons. The record is from RefSeq and is a predicted model, not a curated record. Lineage: Eukaryota; Fungi; Ascomycota; Eurotiomycetes; Eurotiales; Aspergillaceae. Gene Ontology annotation, molecular function: transmembrane transporter activity. Gene Ontology annotation, cellular component: fungal-type vacuole membrane. The coding region runs from base 1 to 1134 and encodes 377 amino acids.
AUGGUUGCCACCGAUAAGCCUACCAUAGCACCUCAAGAGACGGCUAUAUUACCCCCGGCGAGUUCGCCAGCUCCUUCUCCCCCAAACGGUGGUUUUGCAGCAUGGGUGGGUGUGUUUGCUGGCUUUCUCUUGUUUUUCACCACCUGGGGCUUUUCGACGGCCUACGGCGCCUUCCAACACUUUUACCAGACGGAUCUCUUAAGAGAUAGUUCACCGUCACAGCUAUCGUGGAUUGGCACUGUUAAUGCCUUCUUUCUGAUUUCCACUGGUGUUAUAGCUGGCCCACUGUUCGACCGGGGUUUCUUAAUUCAUCUUAUGGUCGCCGGAUGCUUCUUGACUACGCUUGGUCUUAUGAUGUUAAGCCUUUCUCAAAAGUACUACCAAGUGCUCUUAUCCCAGGGAUUCUGCUGCGGAAUCGGUAGCGGGCUCAUCUAUGUGCCUGCCCUGUCCCUAGUGUUAACCAGCUUCACGAGCCGCAAGGGUAUUGCCCUCGGCCUGGUGACCUGUGGUGCCAGUAUUGGCGGAGUUCUAUUUCCCAUUAUCUUCAUACACUUGCAGCCUCAGAUCGGCUUCCCCUGGACGGCGCGAGUAAUGGGGUUCAUCCAACUGGGCUGUUCAUGUAUCGCGGUUCCUCUGCUGAUGGCGACCACUAAGCCGAAACGCAGUUCCCCACGACAGCUAAUCCAUUGGGGUGCGUUCAAGGAGUGGAGCUUCAAUGCCUGCGGGGCCGCUAAUUUUCUCAUGUUCAUGGCCUAUUUCGUACCGCUGUUUUAUGUACCUUUCUUUGCCUCGCAGGUCCUCGAGACUUCGACAGAAAUGAGCUUCUAUCUCGUGUCAAUCUUGAACGCCGGCUCUGCCGUGGGCCGUUUAGGGUCAGCGUUGUUGACGCAACGACUAGGCGCUGGCUUGAUCCUGAGUGUCAGUGUGACCACAUCGGCAGCGUUGAUUUUGGGUUGGAUUGGCGUCAAGACGCAGGCCUACUUCAUCACGUUUUGUGUAUUAUUUGGCAUCUCCUCCGGAGCUCUGAUAUCAGCAAAUCCUUUGGUGAUCGCGCACCCCGUUGUCUCACCCACUCCGGCGAUGAUUGGGACCCGUAUGGGCAUGCUGUGGUUUACAGCGAGCUGGGGGUGCUGA